Blepharisma stoltei is the source of this 3203-nucleotide messenger RNA. NCBI's taxonomy places the organism in Eukaryota, Ciliophora, Heterotrichea, Heterotrichida, Blepharismidae. The record is from the annotation of a GenBank genome assembly.
AUGGAAUAUGGGAAAAUGACUGAAGAAGAGUAUGCAGAAAUAGCUGCAAAAUUAGAUGAAAGCUUGAAAGAUUUUGAUGUUUCAGAGACAGAAAGUGAGCCUGAAGAGUCUUUUAAAGUGGUUGAAAGUUUUCAAGUCAAAGAGUCGAUUAUUGAUUCGGAAAAUUGGAAAUUAUUUCUGCAAAGCCAGAGAAAAGUCGAAGAGGAGCAGGAAAAAAUCCAAAAAAAAGCUGCUAAAGCACUAUAUGGGCUCAGAGAAGCCACAAAAAAUGUAGAUUUAACAGCUUCAAUCCAGGUUGCUGAAAAGAUUGAAGAAGUUAUUGAAGAAGAGAAAAUCGAAAAAGUGCAGAAUCUUGCUAUUUGAGAAGAAUCAAAUGAAAAAGAAAUUUUAAACCAGUUAGAAAAAGACUUUGAAAGCGAAAAUGAAAGCAUUUUAAUAGAGAAAUUAAAAGCAGAAGAAAAUUUAAAAAGAGAAGCUGAAAUUGAACAAAUGAUAGAAGAGGAUAUGCUAGCGAAAAUGAUUGAAAAUUGGAUUAAAAAAGAAAAGGAAAUUAAAAAGCAAGAAGAAAUAAAGAAAAAAGUUGAAGCAGAAAAGAAAAAAGAAGAAAUAAAAGUUAGGGAGCAAAAAAAGCAAGAAUAUGAACAAAUAAAGAAGAAUAGAGAAGAAAAAGAAAGACAAGAAAAAAUAAAGGAGGAAAAAAGAAUAGAAGAAGAACAAAAAAGAAUUGAAAAAGAAAAAAAAAUCGAAGAAUCACGAAAACGAGAAGAAGCAAGACAGCAAAAAUGAGAGGCUUCAGCUAUGAAAGCAGAAGAUGAGUUCUCAGGAAUGUUAAGAAGUUUUUUAAAAAAGAAAGAAGAAAAUGAUAACUUAUUAAGAGAAAACCGAAGCAUGAAAUAUGAAGACGAUUUUGGAAGACUCUUCAGAAAACUACCUGGCGUUUUGCAGAAGAGAAAAAUAAUUGAUGAAUAUUUGGAAUUACCCAAAAUACAAUUCAAACCAUUUGCAAAAGCUAUAGGCAUAUCCCUAAGAUAGCCGAUAUGGGCUCAGGAUAGAGGCCAAAACUUCCCACUUGGUUUGGCCAAAAUGGAUUGGUCGAGCAAAGUGGAAGGAGGCUUAUUUGCCACUUUCCACUUGGUUCGGCAAGCUCAUUUUGGCCGAACCAAGCGGGAAGUUUUGGCCUCUAUCCCGAGCCCCAUAUCAGGCUAUCUUAGGGAUAUGCCUAUACCACUGUUGAGCUUCCUAAGCCAAUCCCAUCAAAAACAAUUACAGAAAAGGCUUAUAUUGUUGACCCCAUUCCUUUACCAAGGCCUACACUCCUUACAAAACUCCCUCCAUUCAAGCCUGAAACUUCAAAGCUAGAAGAGCCAACAUUAGCAAGCUUCCUUCCUUAUCCCUUAAAUUCCAAGUCUCCUUCCUUUGAAUUGAAAUACGAAGGAAUUAAAUCAAUAUCUGGCCUAGAAUCGUUUACAAAUCUCCAAACCCUUGCUCUAAGUCUCAAUAAGAUUUCAAAAAUCCAAAACCUGCCACCUUCUUUAGUCCAACUUGAUUUAUCGCAAAACCUGAUACAAAAUAUCCCCGAUCUGAAUCUUCCAUUGCUCGAAUCUUUGAACUUAGACUUAAACCAAAUAUCAGUUUUAUCUGGGCUAAAAAAUUGUACAAAUUUGCGGUGCUUGUCUAUAAAUAACAAUAAGAUUGUAAAGCUUGAAGGAUUGGAAAAAAAUUUGUUGUUGGAAAGAUUGUUGAUGUAUAGAAAUUUUAUUAAAAGCAUCCCUGAUCAUGCUUUUAAUACCAAUUUAUAUUUAAAAUAUCUAGAUUUAGGACGCAAUAAGCUUAGAGAUGUCAACUUUUUGAAUCCUUUGAAGCUGUUGACAUCAAUGAUUUUGUAUCAGAAUAAAAUAAGUGAUAUUCAGCCUCUUCAGCUUCCGUUGCUUCAAGAGCUAUGAUUAAAUGGAAAUUCCUUGAAAUCCCUUGAUUUUCUCUCACAUGUCCCACUAUUGGAAGUUUUAAGGCUUGAAGACAAUGCAAUAGCAUCAAUUUCUGAAUUCAAUUGCAAAAUGCUGAAAUUCUGUAAUUUGUCAUUCAAUAACUUGCCGAGAUUCCAUCAGCUGCUAAUUUGUAUAAAAGGAGCACCCAAUUUGACUCAUCUUUCUUAUAAUGAUAACCCUUUUAUGAACUCACGGCCUGAAGUUGUGCCACUUUAUAAUGAAUUAUUGGUCAAGGCUCUACCAAAUUUGCAGGAUUUAAAUAACACCCCAAGGACUUCGAACUCAAAAGUUGUAAACAGACUAUCAGGAAUUUUGGCAAGGCAAGCUUUUGAGCUAAAACAAUGCGAAUUAUUAGUACAAAAAGAGAAAAGAGAGGCUCCUAUUGCAAAGUACAUAAGUGAAGAAAUGAAAAUGUGGUUGUUUCAACUCCCUGCAAGGCUUUAUAAUUACAUGGGGUGUGAGCCUAAACUGGAAUUUUGUGGUAGAGAUAUUGAAUAUUAUUGGUAUAAUGCUAGAGUGCUGCUUCAUAAAGAUAGCUUGGCUUGUUUAGUUAUUCAAACAUGAUGGAAAACAAGAUUUCUUAAGCGGAAAAUGAUGCUAAUGAAGCAUCAAAACCAUAUCUCUCAAAUUAUAAAAAUUCAGUCAUGCUAUAGAGGACACUUGGUAAGGAAAAACCCUGGAAAUUCAAGGUAUGACCUUAAAAAAAUAACGAAAAUUCAAGCAGCAUACCGAGGAUAUAACCUUCGUAAAAAAAUAAAAAUUGCUCUUAGCAAUGCAAAAAUAAAUGACAUUGAUUUGGACGAAUUUCAAGAAGUCAACAUUGAUGAUAUUAAUACAAAUAUUAAUUUUGGGGAUGAUUUAAUUAUUCCCAAGGGCCUUGAUCUUUCAAAGUUUUUACAGCCAGCUAAAGAAGAAAAUAAAACCCCAAGACUCCCUCCUCUCAAAGCAGCGCCAGCACAGAGAAGGCCUCCUUCACCAUUGGGAAGAUCUAAAACAAGCGAAAAUACUAUUAGCAGCCAAGGAUCUUUGCCACCUCUCGGGACAACCAACAAGAGAAAUUUUGAAGAAAAGCUUGACGAAUGGGGCUUCACCAAGGUGGAAACAAGAGAACAUCUGCAAAAGAAAUGGGUUCAACAGCAACGCAGAAAAAACAAGAAAAAAGUUCUGACAGCUGAUGAAAAAUUACAAAAUUUCCGAAAAAUUGCAGGUAAAAUGUAA